CUUGUAAACAAUCAUGGCGGACGAAGUGGAAAAGCCUAAGAAAACAAAAAGAUCUAAAUCAGCCAACAAAUCUACUGAAGAUAUUCCAUUAUCUACAAUGGAUAGCUCUAGUAGCAAGUUCAAUUUGUUGCUCAAGCAGGCUGUGGAUGAGAGUUUAAGUGAGGCAAAGCAAGAAAAGAAGAAGAAAAAGAAGAAAGACUCAGCAGUGUUGGAGUCUCUUCGAAAGGGAGAGGGUCUACAGAAAGAAGUAGAUGAAACACAGCUCGCAAACACAUUUAACCCUGAUGACACCAAGUAUGAAAAGAGCAACAAAAAAAAGCAGAAAUUUGUUGAAGACAAAAAUAAACAGAAUGAGCUUGAAAUAGUUGAUGAAACAAAAGGAAAGACAAAGAAAAAAAAGAAACAAAAAGGCCAAGAUGAGCUUAUAGAAAAUGUGAAUGAGAGUCAUGUGGCAGACAAAACUAUGAGCAUAUCAGAGUUGGGAACCCCUGCUCCGCCAUCAGGCAAGAAGAAAAAGAAGAAAACUGACACAGAUGUUAUCAGCCCUAGGUCAGAAGAUGAGCUGAGUCAGCUUACGACACCGAAGAAGAAACCUCGGAAGAAGCCGGGUGACGGAGAACAGACCCCAGAACAUGUGCUCACACCCACAAAGAAAAAGAAAGGCAAGACUGAGGAACAGACCGUGCACACAGAGGAUGAAACUGCCACAGGGAAGAAAAAGAAGAAGAAAAAAGGAGGUGAGACAGACGAGGAAGCCAUAAUGUCACCAGCUGAAGACUCUAUUAGGUCACCAAGAGGAAAGAAGAAGAAGAAGAAAACAGGGGGUGAGACAGAGGAUGAAGCUGCCUUGAGCCCAUCAGAAGAGGCAACAUCACCAAAAGGCAAAAAGGGCAAAAAGAAGAAGCCUGCAGCAGAUGAUGAGGAGCCAAAGUCACCCAAACAGAAGAAGGGAAAGAAAGGGGAAGUAACUGAUGAGGAAGCACUCUCCCCUGCUGAGGACGUGGAGGAUAAGAAAGAUAAAAAGAAGAAAAAGAAGAAGAAGGUUGCGGAGGAUGAAACACAGGAGGAUGAGGGCACAGAAGGUGAAACAGAGGCUCCUAAACCUAAAGAAAGGAAAAAGAAAAAGAAGAAGAAAGCGACAGAGGGUGAAGUGACAGAAGAGGAUGAAGCCGAGGAUGCUGGGAUGGACGUUGAAGACGAGGGACGCAUCCUUGCUUGCACGGUCCACCGCACAGACAAACUCAAGAACGACUUCUUCAUCCUACACCCCAUGGUCCGAGUGCAUGUGUUUGAUGAGCUUACAGGCAGAUACCUCACCAAACAACACAAGGAAAGGGCAGUGACAGCCUUCUAUGAAACAAUGAACGACAAUUUAAAACAUGUAUUACCUAUCAUGACCAAACCAUUUGACUUCAAAGAAAAUAAGUCGGUGCUGCCAGUGUGGGAGGAGCUACUAGUGUUCAAUGAGAACUACAACUACUUCAUCCAGCAGAAACCCAAAGUCCUUAUUGUCUUUGAGCUUGUGGAUUUUGUGAGUAUGAACCGUGCAGCGUCGCAGGAUGACAGGCGGACAGACAAAGGCUUACACAGAAUUGCCUGGGCCUUCCUGAAAGUGGUCGGCAACAACAACAAAAUAAACACAGGAUCAAAGGUCCGGCUUCAGCUGUUUGAGCCACCGAAUGGCAGCCUGCGAGGUCAUACCAGCACAGAAGAGGAACAUUUCCUGUGGUGGAAACUGUGUCCCCGCAAAUCUUACCCCUCAACAUUGUACAUCACACUGAAGGGAAUCAGACCUCCGCGGGAUGUGGAGCCCGCAGAGAGGUCUCUGUUUGCUACACAGGAGGAGAGGGGAAGAAUGACCUAUGAGGACUUAAAAAAGAGUAUCAACUGGGCUGGGAAAAAGUCAGCUAAGAAGCACCCCCUCACAUCGUGGUCACGCCUGGCCGGCCAGUUAUGCAGGAUCCCGAACACCCUGGCCCUGUCCCUACCAACGGGUAAACGUGGAUGCUAUGUUGUACGUUUCUCCCAUGAUGGCAGGAGUCUAGCCUGUGCUUGCCAGGGCAAUGAGGGCUUCCCUAUAUUGGUAUAUGAGAUUCCAUCAGGGACACUAAAAGGGAAGUUUAUUGGUCACUUUGGUAUUGUGUACGACAUGAGCUGGUCCAAGACAGACACCCAUCUCCUGUCUGCUUCCUCCGAUGGCACGGCCAGGAUCUGGAGCGUCCAGGAGUUUGGUGAGGACCAGGAGAAACUGCUGCCCCACCCAUCGUUUGUGUACUGCGGGCAGUUUCAUCCCCGGGUGGACAGCAUCGCGGUCACUGGAAGUUACGACCAGGUCAUACGGGUCUGGGACGUGUCUGAUGAUGGGGAUAAGUUUACUUUACGCUUGGAACUGGAAGACCACCAAGGCCUCAUCAACUCCCUGUGCUUUUCUGACGAUGGGGAGAGAAUGUUUUCUGCAGACAGUAUGGGCAUCAUCAUCAUCUGGAACUCAUUCUUCAGUGAAACACCUGCCAAAAGAGGUGUGGCCAGAGAUUGGACAUUGUUUAAAAAAAUUGAAGACCCAGAUAUAAAGGGCACAGUCAUCAACUACAUCUGCCUGCAUCCACGGGAGAGACGGCUGCUGGUCCACUGUAGAGACAAUAUCAUCAGAAUGUUUGACCUCAGAAUUGAGAGAGUGAUGCAGAAGUAUGUUGGUGCAUUGAACUUCCGUGAGCAGAUACGCAGUGCCCUCUCUCCUUGUGGAUCAUUUGUAUUCUCCGGCAGUGAAGACAACUUUGCUUAUGCCUGGAACACUGACACAGGUGACCAGAUGAUCAUGUACUCGGAGCUGAACUACCAGAACCCUGUCACGGAUGUGCACUACCAUCCCCGCGACCACAUGGUGGCCUUCUGCUCCCUCGGGGAAAACCACCCAGUCCUUGUAUACUCUUAUGAUGCACACAUUGCUCAGUAUGAGGCAGGCCUCUCACCGAGGAUGAUUUCCCCGUUACCAGCUGAGGAAGGCACUCUAGGGACUCCCCAGCUAGCAGAAGAGUUGGCCACCAAAGGCGUGUUGUCCCGAGAUGAGUUCAAUAUCCACACAUCACAGCGAUACGACCGGGUCAUGAAAAAUCUCAACAAAAUGACGGCCCAGAUGGUGGCCACGCCCUCCCUUGAGCUCCCAGGUACAGCCGUUCUCUCCCCCCGCAACACCAUGAUGACCCUCGGCUCCACUGGAUAUGACAUGUAUGGCACAUCUCCACGAACUAUGACUGACCCGACAAUGUUCAGCCCCCACGCUGGCAGGUCUAUGGAGGCAACAAAGCGGCACCAACAAUUUGCCUCCCAGAGUCAGUAUAUGAAGGGUGUUGACUCAUGGAGACCAACGUUCCAAGAAGUUGGAAGACAAGGACGCAGCUCAAGUCCUGUGUUUGGUCGACAGCCCCAGCUUAGCAUGACUGCAUCUCAGGGCAAGGCACAGUUCAACUUCCAGGCAGCUCCUGGCAAGACUGGCCAGAAACAGGAAAGGGUUGUGGCUAUUUAUGACUAUAAGGCCCAGCGGUCAGAUGAGCUGGACCUGUUUAAUGGAGAUGAGAUCCUUGUGCUGUACCGGGACACAGAGAACUGGUGGAUGGGUGAACUACGCAACGGACAGCAGGGAUUCUUCCCUGCUAACUAUGUCAUCAGUGAAGACCAGCAGGAAGACUACAAGGGAAGAGGUGCGCUGACCCCGGACAGUUCUGACUCUGAGAAGAAGCAGGUGACCGCAGUGCGCACCCCGUCCGGGGAGCUCAAAUUUGUCUCCGGGGAGGACGAGUCAGAGGAUGACCUUCUAGAAUCUACAAGGAGUCGUAGACGGAGAAAGCGUAACACCCAAGAUAGUGGCCCAUCAGGGGCCAAUCACACUGGAGGAACCAACAGCCGGAAACCCCCGCGAAAAUCUGCACAGAAGGUCCGCAUCAGUGAAGAUACACUUGAGUCUAACGCAUAGUCUGGUAGCUUAAAGAUUUAAUCCAGUCCAAAGCAUAGAUUGGCAGUGAAUAGACAGACAAUUUAGAUGAAUAUAUUAAAAGAUAAAAUGAUGUGUGAAAACUUAAAUGAAAAGAGGGCAACUACUUUUAAAGCCAGUAUGGUUUGCUCGGUGUUGUCGAGGUUAUGCCAACCUUAGAAUAUUUUGUGCUUUUUAUCUCUUUCUUGACUAUUUGCCACGACAUCUCAGGAAAAGAACUGUCAAGAAGGACCUCUGAACACCUUUGCCUUGUUGGCCAUAAGGGACUAGAUUUAUUUAUAUUUGAAUCUGCAGCUAUAGAGUUGUGGCUAUGUAAACGUAAGCAUUGCUGUGAUAAAUAUGUUCCAGUCGGUUGUUUCAUGUUAGUGAUUUUGUUUUGUACUAUUCCGUCCUGUAUAUGCAUGUAGAUGCUGUACUAUAUAUUUUUUGAGUUUACCAAAAAAAUAAUCAUGGAUGUUUUACAGCAAUUUGAUUGUUCCUUGAAAAGAUGUGCCAAACAUAAUAUGGCUUUAUAUUUUGGAUUUAUAUCUCAUAAGAAAAUAGAUCUGAAGGUGUAUUUUGUCAAUUCUAAUUUUGUUUUACAAAAUUGUGAACCUUAUGAGACAUGUCCCAUAAACAGUAGUUUUGAUAGACUGUUUGAUAUUAAGAAUUAAAAGGUCAUUCAAUUUCAAAAGAUAUUACUUUGGUGUACAUUAUCUGGACAUAUUAAAUUGAUACUUAUGAUUAUUUUGUGUGUUGUCAUUACUGUAAUCGCCUUUGUAUUAUGACAGUGUACAUUUUCUGUACAUAGUAUUUAUUUGUAUAUAUUGUACAUGGAUUUUCUCAGCACAGUGCAUCAUAUUUGUUGCUAUGCAUUUUUAUACUCUGUAGAGUGCUUGCUAACGAACUGGUCCUAGUGGUUGAAGGUCUACUUUAAGUGAAUUGUUGAUGUAUGGAUUUUUCCUUUGGGAACUCUCUGUAACAAAAACCAGGUCAUACUUUACAUGUAAUUGGUCAUUUGGUGCUUGACACAUAAAGACCUAUUGGUGAUUGUUUCUGGCAUCAUGUAGGAGUAAGGUCUCUCAAUUCUGCUAAUGGUUAUGUAUAGUUUGUAGAUAGUGUUAUUGCUUAGCAAUGAUGAGUUGUUUUGUUGAUCUGUUAUAUUGUACAUUAUUUGUGAUAGAAUAUAUUUUUCAUAAAUUGAUAAUAAAAAUAAUCUCAUUA
This is a messenger RNA of Mya arenaria, 5191 nucleotides long. RefSeq names its product jouberin-like. Gene Ontology annotation, cellular component: ciliary basal body. Gene Ontology annotation, biological process: motile cilium assembly. The transcript has 34 exons. Lineage: Eukaryota; Metazoa; Mollusca; Bivalvia; Myida; Myidae. The coding region runs from base 14 to 3970 and encodes 1318 amino acids. The record is from RefSeq and is a predicted model, not a curated record. Gene Ontology annotation, molecular function: protein binding.